AUGGCAUCAGCCCCCACCGACCGCUACAAGCUCGUCUUCUUCGCCCCACCCCUCGACCUUCCCCCCAUCAAAGAAGCCAUCUUCGCCACGGGAGCAGGCCACUACCCGGGCCCAGGCAACUAUACGAAAUGCGCCUUCACCACGCCCGGCAUCGGGCAGUUCCUCCCCGGCGACUCGGCGAAGCCGCAUAUUGGCCAACCGGGCAAGGUGGAGGAGGUGGGCGAGGUGAGGUGUGAGAUUAUCUGUGUGGGGAGGGAGGUUGCAAGGGAGGCUGUUGCUGCUUUGAAGAAGGCACAUCCGUAUGAGACGGCGGCGUAUGAGGUGUAUAAAGUUGAGGAUCUAUGA
Molecule: messenger RNA, 345 nt
Organism: Neohortaea acidophila
Lineage: Eukaryota; Fungi; Ascomycota; Dothideomycetes; Mycosphaerellales; Teratosphaeriaceae
Product: GTP cyclohydrolase 1 type 2/Nif3
Exons: 3
Coding region: 1-345 (114 amino acids)
Source: RefSeq, a predicted model, not a curated record